AUGUACAAUAUAUUUCUCGUCGUUGGGGUUUGUCUUUUUGUGCAUGUACUUUGCCAGACGCCCUCCACCUAUUUUGUCAACCCUCCUGCCGCAGGAGACGAACUAUUCUUUGCGGAAAACAAAGCCUACGAUGUUGGUUCGGUGAUUGAUAUACAAUGGGUCACUGAUGAGGAUGACUACAACAUAUUCCUAUGGCAGCAAAGCCUUGGUGUCCAAUCUGCCGCCGCAGGUAGCAGCCCAAUAUACACCAAGAUACUCGGCUCAGAUGAAGAAGGAGGGUUCUCCUGGACAGUCACAUUGCAGCAAUUCAGCCUCAAUCAGUCCAAUGUCUUCUUCCUGGCUUUAACGCCAGCUGGAGCACAGGAUCUGAAUGGGGCGACAACCUCCCAUUACAUCAACUUGACCGCUGCCCCAGAUAUAGCACCGGUGGUAUCCUCCCCAACGUCUUCUACACUGGCUUCCUCGAUUCAAGUCACAUCUACGUUGAUACCAACAAUGACAGCGACGGUCACAUCCACACCUCAGCCGGUUCCUCCCGCGUCACAAACCACUGGCACGUCCUCUUCCUCAUCAAGCACGACGAUUGGUGUUGGCGUCGGCCUCGGACUUGGCAUACCUCUACUUCUGCUUAUCGGCUUCAUCGCAGUACCACGACGAUACCGCAGGAAACUCUUCGCAGCCAAGCCGCCUUCGUAUGCCAACAGUAUUGAGAGGGACAAUGUGUAUAGUAUUAGCGCCCAACCAGCCAAGGGCUACAUUGGUGAGCUACCUAGCAGAGAACUGGGUCGGCCUUCUCUUGAAACUCGGCAAAAUAUGCAUGCAGAAGCGGUGGAAUUAGAUGGAUGGCAAAUGCGGAUGUCAAGAGCAGGCCGUGCACCUGCAAACAACAGCUGA
Messenger RNA from Cladophialophora carrionii CBS 160.54, 894 nucleotides. RefSeq lists its product as uncharacterized. Bases 1 to 894 code for a protein of 297 amino acids. The record is from RefSeq and is a predicted model, not a curated record. Lineage: Eukaryota; Fungi; Ascomycota; Eurotiomycetes; Chaetothyriales; Herpotrichiellaceae. The transcript has 2 exons.